Molecule: messenger RNA, 1716 nt
Organism: Paraphaeosphaeria sporulosa
Lineage: Eukaryota; Fungi; Ascomycota; Dothideomycetes; Pleosporales; Didymosphaeriaceae
Product: MFS transporter
Exons: 5
Coding region: 1-1716 (571 amino acids)
Biological process (GO): transmembrane transport; phosphate ion transport
Cellular component (GO): membrane
Molecular function (GO): phosphate transmembrane transporter activity
Source: RefSeq, a predicted model, not a curated record
AUGUCGCGCAUUGUCCAUAAGACAUCAGGCGGAAACGCAGCGUUCCACAAUUUCCACAAUGACUAUGCUCACAUUGCGGAUCCCAAUGAGAGAAGGCGGCUCGCUCUCGCUGAGAUUGAUAAAGCGCCUUUCGGCUGGUAUCAUGUUCGCGCUAUAGAUGCCUAUGAUCUGUUCGCUGUCAAUAUGGUUGUUUCCAUGCUGGGUGUGGUCUUCUGGCAGAACUCGGCCCACCCAGGCAAGAUACCUUCCCAUGCCGACACCGCCAUCAAGGUCGCUACAUCCACCGGCACUGUGGUCGGCCAAAUAAGCUUCGGUAUCCUUGCUGACAUCGUUGGUCGCAAGAAGAUGUACGGCAUGGAGCUUAUCCUCAUCAUCUUCGCCACUCUCGCUCAAUCAUUAUCGGCGCACUCUCCCGCAUGUUCCAUUGUCGGGGUGAUCGUUUUCUGGAGGGUCCUGAUGGGCAUUGGAAUUGGAGGCGACUAUCCACUCAGCUCCAUCAUUACGUCGGAAUUCGCGACCACCAGAUGGAGAGGCGCUAUGAUGGGAUCGGUCUUCGCGAUGCAAGGAAUAGGACAGUUUGCCGCAGCCAUGGUCUCACUGAUCGUAACGGAGGCCUAUAAAUCGACUCUGGAGCAGGCAAAAACUGUGGACAAAUGCACUGGUGCUUGCGGGCUUGCUGUUGACAAGAUGUGGAGGAUUGUCAUCGGCUUCGGUGCCGUGCCGGGUUGCAUCGCUCUCUACUACCGCCUUACGAUCCCGGAAACCCCAAGAUACACUUUCGAUGUUGACCGCGAUGUCAUACAAGCUGGCUCCGAUGUCAAAGCUUUCAAGGCUGGUAUGCCAAGAGGUCAUGUGGACGAGAUCACACGAGCACGUGCCAAGGAUAGCGACGCUCUUCAGCUCGAGGUUCCGAUAGCCUCUUGGUCAGACUUCUUCCAAUGGGUCAGCAAGUGGAAGAAUGGAGGCGUGCUACUCGGAACGGCAGGCUCAUGGUUUCUUCUUGACGUUGCGUACUACGGCCUCGGACUCAACAACUCCAUCAUAUUGCAACAGAUUGGGUACGCCAAAGGCGACGACGUUUACCAAAUAUUCCACAACCAGGCUGUGGGCAAUUUGAUCAUAACCUGUGCGGGCGCGAUUCCUGGCUACUGGGUCACAGUCGCAACAGUGGACACUAUAGGCCGCAAGCCCAUACAGAUCAUGGGCUUCAUUAUCCUCACAGGCAUUUUCGUCGCCAUCGGCUUCGCAUACCAUCUCCUCUCUGGCAAGGCCCUCCUCGCACUCUACGUCAUUGCCCAAUUCUUCUUCAACUUUGGGCCCAACGCUACCACCUUCAUCAUCCCGGGAGAAUGUUUUCCCACGCGAUAUCGCUCCUCAGGCCACGGCAUCUCUGCCGCUUCUGGGAAAGUCGGCGCAAUCAUCGCGCAGGUCCUGAUCGGACCGCUACGAACAAGGGGUGCGAAGCCUGGUUCGUCUGAUAGCCCGUGGUUGAACCACGUCAUGCAAAUCUAUAGCAUGUUCAUGUUUGCGGGCAUUUUCACGAGUUUGCUCGUGCCCGAGACGAAAAGAAAGACGUUGGAGAGGUUGGCUGGCGAGGUGGAGGGGACGCCGGAGUAUGAUCCGGACAAUGUGCGGAAUAGGGAUACGGAGAAGGCGAUAGAGUUGAGGGAAGGUGUGCGGUUGAGAACCAGGGACAGAGUGUGGGAUGGGCAGUAA